ACGAGGGGGGGGGUUGAUUGUGUCGCCCCAGUUUUGGAGUGCAGCUGAAUGAGCGCGCGCUGAACCCACGUGGUUAGAUGGCGGAGGCUCCGCACGCGCUUUUGUUCCAAAUCAAUCAAAAAGCGGAGGAAGACGGACAGACAUGAGCGGAGCUGCUGAAUCAGGAAACCCAUAGCGCACCAUACACGAGUGUAAAUACGAGUAUACAAGUCUAAUAAGAGCAACUCCGAGUAACAUUUACAUUCCUUAAGUCAAUAUAUCGACAUUUGAGAAGCGAGGAAAAAGUUUUGAACCGAUUUUGCAGUUACUAUGCCACGCAAGAAGGUGACUGAUGUCUCUGGGAACGGUGGACUGAAGAGAAAGAGAGCCAGCGGUAAAAAGAAAGACCGGGAGUUCAGCAGCGACGACGAGUUUGAAGAUUAUGAGCAGGAAAACACAAAGAAGCCCGGCAAGCAAGCGACUAAAUCCGGCCUCCAGCCCGUCACAGUGUCUGAGGAUGUGAAGGAGAAAAUUAAACUUGAGGUGCCCAAGGUCAAAGGUCAGUUGCUCAUUUUUGGGGCUACUAACUGGGACCUGAUCGGCCGAAAAGAAGUGCCAAAGCAGCAAGCUGCAUACAGGAACCUGGGCCAAAAUCUGUGGGGUCCUCAUCGCUAUGGCUGUCUGAAUGACGUGAUGGUGAGCAGUGUGGUGUCAGGGCCCUGUGCCGCCCACAGCCUGCUCAUCACCACUGAAGGCAAACUCUGGAGCUGGGGUCGCAAUGAUAAGGGCCAGUUGGGCCAUGGAGACACCAAGCGAUUGGACGCUCCGAAGCUUGUGGAGGGUUUGGGGGAGGAGGUCAUAGUGUCGGCUGCCUGCGGUCGGAACCACACCCUUGCUUUAACAGAAAAUGGUACUGCCUACUCAUUUGGAGAGAACAAACUUGGCCAGCUUGGUCAGGGCAAUCAGACAGAUGCAGUCCUGAGCCCAGCUACAAUCUUGUACAAUGGACAGCCUAUAGUUAAAGUGGCAUGUGGUGCUGAGUUCAGCAUGGUGGUGGACUGUAAGGGCAAUAUUUACUCUUUUGGGUGUCCGGAGUAUGGCCAGCUAGGACAUAACUCAGAUGGGAAAUUCAUAGCUCGAGCCCAGCGUAUCGAGUUUGACUGUGAGCUUAUUGCUCGACGAGUGGCCAUUUUCAUUGAGAAGACCAAAGAUGGUCAGGUGAUGCCUGUACCCAAUGUUGUGGUGCGGGAUGUUGUGUGUGGUGCCAAUCACACACUGGUGCUGGACUCGCAGAAGCGCGUUUUCUCCUGGGGUUUCGGAGGCUACGGACGUCUGGGCCAUACCGAACAGAAGGAUGAGAUGGUCCCUCGUUUGGUCAAGCUUUUUGAUUUCCCUGGUCGUGGAGCGACCCAGAUAUACUGUGGAUAUCAGUGUUCCUUUGCUGUCAGUGAAAUGGGUGGGCUGUUUUUCUGGGGUGUGACAAAUACAUCUCGUGAGUCCACCAUGUACCCAAAAGCUGUUCAGGACCUGUGUGGCUGGAAAAUUCGCAGUCUGGCCUGCGGGAAGAGCAGUAUCAUCAUUGCUGCUGAUGAGAGCACCAUAAGCUGGGGACCCUCACCCACAUUUGGUGAAUUGGGAUAUGGAGACAACAAGCCCAAAUCAUCCACCACAGCUCAGGAGGUCAAAACUCUGGAUGGAGUGUAUUCAGAACAGGUGGCGAUGGGUUACGCUCACUCUCUGGUUAUUGCCCGUCAGGAAACUGAUCAGGAGAAGGAGAAACUCAAGAAGCUACCAGAGUACAAUCCGCGCACACUGUGAUUUUGCCAUGUUCUGUCAAUCACCACCACCAUGUUAUGCAGAGGCUUCUGUUUUUCCGCACAGACUCUCUGCCUUCUAGGUCACUGGGGUAGUCACAGUUUGGUUGAGUUACAAUUCUUCUUUAUUAGGACUUCUGGAGCUGAGAAGGAGCCCUCAUAUGGCUCUCUCCAAGCACUUAACCUUCAUUUGGAAUUCUUCUAUUCACUUAUACAUUCCUAAAGGAAGUUCAAAAAAGUUUUUUUGUAUUUUCUUUUUUUCUCCACUAAGUUGGCUGGAAAGAACUGUUGUCUGCUCUCUUCAAAUAAUUGGUGCUAAAUCAUUUUGAGGCAGACCGUUUAAGCUAAUGAUACAUUAGCUGGCAUCACUGAAAAGACCAACACUCCAUGCUUGUGCCUUUUUAAGUGAUCAAGUCAUUCAGGCUGUGGAUGCUUUUGUUGUCCCAAAGAUCUUCCAUCACUAUGUAAUCUGGGACCAUGGCAGGUUGUAUUUUUGUUUGCAGUCACUUAAAACGUUUUAUGUACUGUGCCAUUUCUUUUGUGUUCUCACUUGUGCUUGUUGUCAUCCCCAUGUUUCUCAUUCUAGUAAACUACCUGUAUUUAAGUUGUCUAAGUAACAGACUCUGCAGGAUAAAUCUUUGUGUAAGGCCCCAAAUCAUUUUUGUUUGGAAAAUGUGUCCAUUAGGAUGCCCAAAUGUUUUCAUAAUUUUAAAUAAAGGUUUGUGUUUAUGUUGGUA
This is a messenger RNA of Clarias gariepinus (North African catfish), 2530 nucleotides long. It is a transcript of the gene rcc2, whose product is annotated as regulator of chromosome condensation 2. The record is from RefSeq and is a predicted model, not a curated record. NCBI's taxonomy places the organism in Eukaryota, Metazoa, Chordata, Actinopteri, Siluriformes, Clariidae. The coding region runs from base 310 to 1797 and encodes 495 amino acids. The transcript is spliced from 13 exons.